Lolium perenne is the source of this 786-nucleotide messenger RNA. Its product is annotated as probable CCR4-associated factor 1 homolog 9. The record is from RefSeq and is a predicted model, not a curated record. Gene Ontology annotation, cellular component: CCR4-NOT complex. Lineage: Eukaryota; Viridiplantae; Streptophyta; Magnoliopsida; Poales; Poaceae. Gene Ontology annotation, molecular function: nucleic acid binding; poly(A)-specific ribonuclease activity.
AUGGACGGCGCCGUCCGCUCGGUGUGGGCGCACAACUUCGCGGCCGAAUCACGAGUGCUCCACCAAGUCGCGCCGGGCGCCCGGCACGUCGCGCUGAAUGUCCAGUACCCCGGCUGCGUCGUCGUUCACAGCAGCGGCCGGCAACACUACGACCUCAUCGCCGAGGAGCGGUACGAGGUCAUCCGGGCCAACGUGGCCCUGCUCAAGCCGCUUCAGGUGGGGAUCGCCGUCCGCACCGUCGACGGCCAACGCUUCGCGUGGGAGUUCAACCUGCGCGGGUUCGACAUCGCGUCCGAAGAAGACGCGAGAGAUCCCACGUCCAUCGCCUACCUCGCCGACUGCGGCGUCGACUUCAACCGGCUUCCCCAGGCCGGCAUCGAUGGGUUCAAGCUCCGGUUCCUGCUUCGAGACUCCGGCCUACUCAGAGCCCGGCCGUCGUGGGCGACGUUCACGGGCGCGUACCACGUCGCCUACUUCGUCAGGUUGAUGUACGGCGAGAACCUCCCAGACGGCGUCGACGACUUCAUGAAGAUGGCGCAUCAGCUUCUCGGUCCGUUGUAUGACGUGAAGCGCCUGGCGAGGGAGCACGACAGGAGCUGCGUAGGAUCGCUGAGCAAUGUCGUGAAGAAGCUCGCCGUCGUGCCGCCCGGUGAAGGGAUCUCCAAGUCCAAGCCUGCCGGAACAGGUAGCAUGCUGGCUCUUCUGGCUUUCGAGACGUUGAAGCAGAAGCUUGGCGCCAACAUGGAGAAGUGCCGCCACGAGCUGUGUGGGCUUCAGGCUAUUUAA